This is a messenger RNA of Diospyros lotus (date-plum), 854 nucleotides long. Its product is annotated as ethylene-responsive transcription factor 1B-like. The coding region runs from base 48 to 632 and encodes 194 amino acids. Gene Ontology annotation, biological process: ethylene-activated signaling pathway; regulation of DNA-templated transcription. Gene Ontology annotation, molecular function: DNA-binding transcription factor activity; DNA binding. Lineage: Eukaryota; Viridiplantae; Streptophyta; Magnoliopsida; Ericales; Ebenaceae. The record is from RefSeq and is a predicted model, not a curated record. The transcript has a single exon.
CCGACCAAAUCCAAAGCAAUUUCCCCUUUGAAUUCAACACCUCAGUCAUGGAUACCCCCCUGGUAGCUUCGAAUUUCUUCCAGAACCCUUCUCCGGACUUCGCCAACCAAACCCUACCCUUGAACCAAGAUGACUCCGAAGAAAUGCUUCUCUAUGGAGCCUUAGCUAAGGCCAGGGACGGACAAGCUAGCUCCGCGGAGACGGAGGCCGACGUCUCUUACAGAGGCGUUCGCCGGCGGCCGUGGGGAAAAUACGCGGCGGAGAUAAGGGACUCCACCAGGAACGGCGAGAGGGUGUGGCUGGGCACCUUCGACACGCCGCAGGCGGCCGCUCUGGCCUACGACCAGGCCGCACUUGCAAUGCGGGGAUCCAUGGCGGUGCUGAAUUUUCCGGCGGCAAUGGUGUACCAAUCACUGGUGGAGAUGGAGUUCGGGUUCGAGGAUGAGGGACGUUCGCCGGUCUUGGCCCUGAAGAAGAGACACUCCAUGAAGAGGAAAGGAGAGAGCAUGAAGAAGACGACGAAAGACCAACCUUUGGUUGUGUUGCAGGAUUUAGGAACGGAGUACUUAGAGGAACUUCUCGGAUCAUCGGAAGCUCCCAUCACAUCUGUCCAAAACUAUGUAACCAUAUGAUCCUAAUUCCGUUAAAAGUUAGUUAUAUCUCGAUCUAUAAUAUGGAUAUAUCCUUAAAAAUGUCGAAUUACUGUUCCAAACAUCGAUUAUUUCUUCUUUCUUGGUUCUUUCCAAAGAUAAGAUGAGCGUUAAUUAAUCUUUUUCCUUCUUUUAAGGUCGAAGAAGACAACUCUGUGAUGAUUGCAUUUUGGGGGGAUGGGCCCAGAUCUUUGUCCCCUGUUC